AUGUCCCGCGAAGGUUUUCAGAUCCCAACCAACCUGGACGUCGCUGCGGCCGGUACGUCGCAGGCCAGAUCGGCCACUCUGAAGUACAUCUGUGCGGAAUGCUCAAGCAAACUGUCGUUGUCGAGGACAGAUCCCGUCCGUUGCAAGAACUGCGGUCACAGAAUCCUGUUGAAGGCUAGAACGAAGAGAAUGGUGCAAUUCGAGGCCAGGUGA
Molecule: messenger RNA, 213 nt
Organism: Torulaspora globosa
Lineage: Eukaryota; Fungi; Ascomycota; Saccharomycetes; Saccharomycetales; Saccharomycetaceae
Gene: RPC10
Product: DNA-directed RNA polymerase core subunit RPC10
Exons: 1
Coding region: 1-213 (70 amino acids)
Biological process (GO): DNA-templated transcription
Cellular component (GO): RNA polymerase II, core complex; RNA polymerase I complex; RNA polymerase III complex
Molecular function (GO): DNA binding; DNA-directed RNA polymerase activity; zinc ion binding
Source: RefSeq, a predicted model, not a curated record